This is a messenger RNA of Mya arenaria, 888 nucleotides long. RefSeq names its product complement C1q tumor necrosis factor-related protein 3-like. NCBI's taxonomy places the organism in Eukaryota, Metazoa, Mollusca, Bivalvia, Myida, Myidae. The transcript is spliced from 3 exons. The record is from RefSeq and is a predicted model, not a curated record. Bases 151 to 699 code for a protein of 182 amino acids. Gene Ontology annotation, molecular function: protein binding.
GACAUAUGGAUAUUCCUUGGCCUUCUGGUCACGAAUGCAAUAAGUCAUAUUGCAUGUGUUAACAAUGAAAAUGAAAAUACAUUUCAAAAAGUUGUUGACGAAAGACUUACUAAUCUGGAGAAAGCUGUGGUAACCCUUGUCGAAGAAAAUAUGCACCUGAAGAAAACGAUAAAGUACAUCGAGAGCCAGCAUACGACUACAAGAAAUCGACACGCAAUCCCGGACAUCGAUAUUGGAAAUAAAUUCGCUCGCCAAGCAGGUAAGCGUCAAGCUGGAAACGGCCCAACUGCAUUCACUUCUUGCGUUGGAGUCAAAGACUUGACGAAUCUUGGCGCACAUCAAACGAUAAUUUUCGACCGUAUCAUAACCAACUAUGGCCAAGCCUACCGCAAUUCAACCGGCAUAUUCCACGCACCAAUCAACGGCGUCUAUGCCUUUCACCUAUCAGCAAUGUCACGACCAAAUCAUUCCCUGUAUCUUAACUUUGUUCACGACGGCGUUAUUAUCGACGGCAUCUAUUCUUCUGCACAAGGUAUAACUGAAGUUGAAUCUGUCGGAGAAAUGUGGACACUUGAAAUGAAGCAAGGUUCUGAAGUAUGGAUAGCGAGUUCAGGCCAAGGGGAAAUUCACGGCUACUGUCACACGAUGUUCAGUGGGUUUCUUCUGUUUGAAACCGAGCCUACCAACAUCAUUGGCUAGGAUGGAAUACAACAUAACAACGCAAUAAAAUUGAUAAAGUCAAAUUUGAUUCUAUAUGACAUCUGUUUCCAAUAAUGUUUUUUGUUUGAAUCAAUUUAGUAUUUUAGUUUGGAUUCGUAACCUGAAUAUCAAUGUUUUGAUUCGAAAUAAAGUUUGAAAGUUAAGUGAAUGUCCAAACUUUCAAAACGA